Messenger RNA from Orbilia oligospora ATCC 24927, 882 nucleotides. RefSeq lists its product as uncharacterized. Lineage: Eukaryota; Fungi; Ascomycota; Orbiliomycetes; Orbiliales; Orbiliaceae. The transcript has 2 exons. Bases 1 to 882 code for a protein of 293 amino acids. The record is from RefSeq and is a predicted model, not a curated record.
AUGUUCAAGUCAAUCUUUGCCGCUUCCAUUCUCAUCGCUGGCGUAUUCGGUACCCAGCACGGUUAUCCUGAUGCAGCCUACUCAGAGGUUGUCGCUCCAGUUUCAACUUCAUGCACAAAAAAUGCGGGAGGUAUACAAACCCCUGCUCCGGUCCACGUCGCCCCACCCGCCCCAGUCCACGAGGGUGCCACUCCAAUGGUACAUAAAGUUAUAGUUGGGGGCGAUGCCGGCUUGGUUUACACUCCCGAAUUCCUUCAUGCCGCUGUGGGCGAUAUUGUCGAGUUCCACUUUAUGAAACAAAAUCACUCCAUCACUCAAUCCACAUUUGCAAAGCCAUGUGUUCGAAAACCGGACGGUAUCGACUCUGGUUUACUACCUAAUCCCAACAAUACAAUCGUCCCAGCUCCAGUAUUUAAGUAUACCGUGGAUACCACAGAAGCUACAUGGUGGUAUUGUAAACAAAGAACUGGUACUCAUUGCGGAAAGGGUAUGACAUUUGCUAUCAACCCUACAGCAGAAAAGACCUUUGAAAAGUUCAAAUCCAUGGCUAUUGCCCAGAACGGAACUGUCGCUACAGUCCCUCCAGCUGCUCCAACAGAAGCCCCUUCUCCCGUCAAUACAGUUACUUUAGUAGCAGGAAGCCCCAGCGAAACCCAAGCUGCUCCAUCCGGUGUUGCUACCAUGGUUGAUGGCAAUGGUGGCGCUAACGGUGGAUCUUGCCAAUGCCAAUGCUUCUGUGGUGUCGCCGCUUACCCAUCGGGAUACGGUGUCAAUAAUUUCGGUGGUAUGCCCGGUGCUCUGCCGGCCCCUUGGGCAACAAGCUCUAGUGCUGCCGCCGCCGCCGCCGUCACAACCGCCGCUGGUGGAUACUACAAAAGCUAA